Molecule: messenger RNA, 339 nt
Organism: Ascochyta rabiei
Lineage: Eukaryota; Fungi; Ascomycota; Dothideomycetes; Pleosporales; Didymellaceae
Exons: 1
Coding region: 1-339 (112 amino acids)
Source: RefSeq, a predicted model, not a curated record
AUGUGCUUCUACGACCAACAUCGAUUCGGAUGCGGUGACUGGAAAUGGGGUCACUUUCGCCAGCACUGUGCCAAGGAGUACCGCAUCGGUGAAACUUGUGGCAUGAAACUCAUCAUGCAGACGAUUCCCACGGGCACCAAGUGCAAGCUCUGUGAGAAGAUCGACACCAAGAUGCGCCGCCGGGCCGCCGAGGUCGAACGCAUCAGUCGCUGGCAGCGCGAUGGCAGCAAGUUCCGGGCUUCAAUCGACAAAUCCAUGGAGAUAAUUCGGGGACUAGACUACGAGAUCUACGAGCUCGGCUGUGAGCGCAGUCGGAGGUUGCAGCAAGUUGGACACUGA